Messenger RNA from Oldenlandia corymbosa var. corymbosa, 1704 nucleotides. The record is from the annotation of a GenBank genome assembly. NCBI's taxonomy places the organism in Eukaryota, Viridiplantae, Streptophyta, Magnoliopsida, Gentianales, Rubiaceae.
AUGAUAUUUCUCCUCCUCAAAUGCAUGAUGAAGAACCUUCUUAUUCUUAAUUUACUUGAUAAGGAAGAAAGUUUGAAGCUAUUGCAAAACAAGUUAGUCACAGUAAAAUCAUGGCCUCCUGCCUCAAGUGAUCUAUUGAUGCAAAUUGCUGAAAGUUGUAAAGGAUUACCUCUAACAAUUGUGGUCGUAGCUGGACUUUUAGGAAACACAAAGAUGGAAAGUUGGAAGAAAAUUCUAGAUGGUUUGAGCUCAGGCAUUGUAUCCAGUACAGAGCAUUGCAGGAACACAUUGGACUUGAGUUACAAACAUUUGCCUGAUUAUUUAAAGCCUUGCUUGCUCUAUUUUGGGGCAUUUCAAGAAUAUCAAGAGAUUUCAGCCAAGAGAUUGCUUCAUUUGUGGGUAGCUGAAGGCUUUGUUCAGAGGUAUGAGAUGAAAAGGAUACAAGAUGUUGCUGAAGAUUUCUUAAAUGGAUUACUGCGCAGAAGCUUGAUUGUAGUUUCCAAACAAAGAUGGGAUGGUGGAGUCAAAGCAUGUCGUAUUCACGACUUAGUUCGUGAGUUUUGCUUACAAAAAGCCAAAGACGAGCACUUUCUCCAUAUCUUGAAAGGACAGAAUGAGCUUUUAGGAUUUAACGAGCCACAGUACGUGCGGAGGAUAUGCAUUUUCUCUGAGGCUAAACAUUUCAAGCAGUCGAAGUUAUAUUGUCCUCGUGCACGUUGUUUAGUUUUCAACAAGGAGGAGGGCAAAAUCUGUCUGCUAGAUAUGUCAUGUAUCAUUCACAAUUUCAAACUUCUGAGAGUGUUGGAUAUAGCGGAUAUUGAUAUUGGUCCUCGGUUUCCAACUGAAAUACAAUUCCUCGUUCAGUUGGCCUUCUUGGCAAUUCAAGGGUCCUUCACACUAAUCCCACAAUGGAUUGCUAAGCUUUCAAAUUUGGAAACUUUCAUACUUACUUCAACUGAAUACUGGGGGUUGUCAUUUCCAGGCACUUUAUGGAAUCUACAUAAAUUAAGGAAUCUUUACAUAAGGAGAGUUUUUUCUGGAUGCAAUUUGCCGUUAGAGAAUCUAGACAGCUCAUCUGUUUUAUAUGAGCUGGAUAGGCUUUCUGGUGUAUCAUUUCCUAUGGAAGUGAGCAUGGAAAAGUUAAUGAGAAAAUUUCCAAACAUCCGCACGUUGAAAUACACAAUCUCUCUGCAAGACAAGAUUGUGAUUCCAGAGUUCUUGAGUAAGCUAGAGUCAGUUAGUGUUCCAAAUCACUUUGGUUUUCCUCGCAUUUUGGAGUUUUGUUUCCCAGCACAUCUGAGAAAAUUGGCACUGUCAGGAUUUGAGUUGUCUGGGAGAAAUAUUUCAAUUAUUGGUCAACUGCCAAAUCUUGAAGUGCUCAAACUGAUGGAAGUCGAAUUCGAAAGGGAUGCAUGGGAAUUAGAAGAAGGGGAUUUCUCAAAACUUAGAUUCUUAACAUUAUUUUCCAAAGGCAUUGUCAGUUGGAGGGCUUGUGAUGAUCAGUUUGAGCUUUUGCAGAAAUUGGUCUUGCGCAGUUGUAUCCAAUUGGAAAAUAUGCCCUCUUGUCUGGUGUCCAUUUCAGCACUUGAAAUGAUUGAGGUCCUUGAUUGUUCAGAGAAUGUGGAAACUUUGGUGAGAAAGAUUGAAGAAGAACAAGAAAAUUUUGGGAAUUCCCUGAGGAUCAUUAUUCAAGGUACUAGAUGA